AUGUCAAAUAAAAAUAAUGAAGAAUCAUUAUAUGUUUUAGUUAAUACACCUGACCUUAGAAAAAGAUUCACAAUUUUUUAUGAAAAGAAUGAAAAUGAAAAAGAAAGUAUUGUUUUGGUAAUUCCAACAAAUCUUACAUUUUCAGGAUUUUUAGGAUUGUUAAUUAAUAAAUUUAAAUUAACAACAUCAGAUAGAUCACAUAUUAGAGUUAGAACAACUAAUGAAAAUGGUAAUCGUAGAAUUAAGAGUUUAGAUAAUACAUAUAAUAAUCAAAUAUUAAUUGUAUCAAUUAGUGCAAUUUCUGAUGUUGAUCCAGAUGAUGUUGAAGAGAAAAAACUAUUAACAACAUCACAAGAAUAUCAAGAGAAAUUAAAUAAACUCGAAUCUGAAAAUCAAUAUCUUUCAUUAUUCAAUGACGUAUCAGAGAAUAAGAAUAAGUUUUAUAAUUGUAUAAUUAAACAAUUAUUAACCUUGAAAAAUAAAGUUUUAAUUGGUGAAUCUUAUCCAUACCGUUGUAAAGUUUUAAUUUCAAAUAAUGAAAAAGAUUCAAGAAUUUGGUUUUAUUUAAUUGAAAAACCAACAACAGUCCAACUCGAUUAUUCAUAUGAAAUUAUUAUAGAAUUAAAUGAGAAUAAUGAUUAUGAAAAGAUAAGUUUAAAAAACAGAGAGAAUGAAUUAAAAGAAAUUAUUGAUACUCAAUUUAAAAAAGAUAAAAAUGAUAUCGUGGCAAUUGUUGCAUUGAUUCAACAAUAUUAUGAUAAUUGUAUGUUAAGUAGAAGUGGUGGUUCAAUUUUAGACACUUGUGUAAAUUUAUUUAAUGAACAUGAAUUAUUGAAAUCUGAAACUACGAAUAAGUUUUAUCAAGAAAUUUAUCAACGUUGUGAAAUGGUUUCAAAUCAUUUCAAUAUUCCACAUUCAGUGGCAAAAAAAUUAUUAUUUAAAAAUGGUUGGGAUGUUAAACCAGUGAUAUCAUUAGAUUGUCAAAGUGUUAGAACAAAUAGUUAUCCACAUAAAUCAAAGGAUAUUGAAUUGUAUAAAUUUAAAACACCACAAAUCACAUUGGUUGACCAAUCAAGUCAAUUUGAAAAAGAAUGUUCAAUUUGUUAUUGUGAAUAUGAAGUUAAUGAAAUGAUUGAAUUAAUUUGUGGUCAUUCUUAUUGUAUUGGUUGUAUGAGUCAAUAUUUUACAACAUCAAUUAAUGAUGGUAGUGGUGGUUCCAUUUCAAUUGGUUGUUUAACUGCCGAUUGUUUAAAUAAAUCAAUUGAUGAAGUUACUAUUGAAUCAUUAUCAAUUGAAUUAUGUAAAUCAAGAGGAAUUUCAUCAAAUUUAAUUAAAGAUAUUUCUUAUAAUUCAAAUAAUACGGUUCAUCCAUGUCAAUAUGAAGGAUGUACUAGAUUGGUCGCUACAGAUUUAAAGAGAAAAACAUUGGCUUUAAAAUAUUCCCCAUUCAUUAGUUGCAACGGUCAUGUAAUUUGUUUAUUUUGUAAGAAAAAUUCUUAUCAUUGGCCAGUACCAUGCAAUAAACCAGUUCAUAACGAGAGUGAUCUAUUUAGUUAUCGUUGGAUUGUUGAAAAUACCACCAUCUGUGGUAGAUGUAAAUUCCCAGUUGAAAAAUCAUGGGGUUGUAAUCAUAUGACUUGUUCAAGAUGUCGUUAUCAAUUUUGUUAUAGUUGUGGUAAAGAUUAUUCCGAUCAUGGUACUUGUACAGGUUCAAUGAUUGAUGAGAAUAGAAAAAAUAAAUCUAGAAUCUUUUUAGACACAAUUUCAAGCAAUAAUUCAAGUGUAGAUUCGUCAUUCAUUGAGGAGUUUCUCAAGGGUAAAUUCCAUAGUAAUGACCCAAUCAUUAAACAUAUCUAUCAAUCAUUAAUUUCAAACAUCACUGAAAGAACAUACACAAAUAAAAGACAUUUCGAUCUUUUACAAAAUGCUGUCUUCUUUUUACAUGCUUACAAUUCAAAUACCAUUGGUGUAAAAGAAAAAGCAGAUGCUUUAGAAUCUUGCCAAAAAACAUUAAAGAAAUUAUUAACUCAAAGUUUUUAUCAUCAUCAUCAAAAACCAUUAAUGUCAAAUAGUACUGGUGGUCAUUCUAAAAAUUCACAACCAGUUCGUUCAUUAUCUGUUACAGUUUGUAAAAAUGGCUCAAAGAAACAAUUAUUUAAAUUAUUUGUUAAUAGUAAAUUCAAUGAAUUUAAAGAAUCAAUCGUUAAUCAAUUGAAUAAACUUUUAAUUCCUGUUGAUUCAGAUUUGGUUGAAUAUGAUCCAAAGAAAAUUAGAAUCUAUAAUCUUUAUGGUGGUCAAAUUAAAUCAACAAAUGAAAUCAUCGAUAAUGAACCAGUCUUUAUCACAUCUUCAAUUCAUGAACAAUGGUUGGAACCACAAUUUCCAAUUCUUUCAGAACAAGAAAUUGAACAAGUUAGAUUACAAAUUGAAAAAGAAGAACAACAACAAGUUCAAGUUGGUAAAAUCACUUUUACAACUUUAAAACCAAAAAAAGAUAAAACUUCGACUCAUCUUUCAAAAUUAAAAGAUACAAUGGAAAAACAAUUAAAAUUACAAGAGGAUUUAAAAAACGAUCAAACUAUUACAAAUCUUAUUAAUUAUAGAAAUUCUUUAAUUAGUGAUGAUGAUAGUGGUGAUGAUGAUGAUGAUGAUGAUAAUGAUAAUCAAGAUGAAAAUACAAAUGGUGAACAAAAUAAUAAUAAUAAUAAUAAUAAUAAUAAUAAUAAUACUACUGAUGGUAAUGAUAAAAAUCAACAACAACAACAAUCAAAAGAAAGACCAAUUACACUCAGUGAUUAUGAGGAUUAUUAUGAUGAUGAUGAUUAUGAAGAGGCAUCGUAUAAUGAUGAAGGUGAUAGUGAAGAGGAUUUAAUUCAUGACCAAAUCAUGAAAAAAAAUAAAGGAAAAGAUUUUUGGUAA
This is a messenger RNA of Dictyostelium discoideum AX4, 2919 nucleotides long. RefSeq lists its product as hypothetical. The record is from RefSeq and is a predicted model, not a curated record. Gene Ontology annotation, biological process: protein ubiquitination. The coding region runs from base 1 to 2919 and encodes 972 amino acids. Gene Ontology annotation, cellular component: membrane; cytoplasm. Lineage: Eukaryota; Evosea; Eumycetozoa; Dictyosteliales; Dictyosteliaceae. The transcript is spliced from 2 exons. Gene Ontology annotation, molecular function: ubiquitin-protein transferase activity; ubiquitin protein ligase activity.